CAAAUAUCUCAGUAAUUACUGAGAAAAAUUAAAAAGUAAUUAGAUAUUUGAAAUCUACGCAUCUGAAAACAUGCAUGAGAAGUUCAAAAAUGAAUAAAGUGGAAAUUCUCGCGAAAUAAAUCGUUUAUCAGUGUCGCGAAUUGUGCUCUCUGUUUACAAUGAUAAAAACCACAAUUCCUAACACUGUACUUCUUUCAUUUGUCGAGUUCGGAACUAAUUACAAUAAUUGAUGCCUGAUGGAUUAAUUAUUACACAUUAAUGUGAUUGCGUGCGUAUCCUUUAUAUUGUUCGAAACGUGAAAACGUAUAUGUUGUGCAGAGUGAAUACUUGUACUCUGACUCGUAGAUCUGGAUCUCGUAGUAAAAAGUUACAGAAAGUGGAUGUGUUUGAUUAUGACACGUUCGCCACCGCUGCUGUAACGGAACUCACAAAAGCGGAAGGAUUAACUUGGACUGAGAACGUAAAUCAAAUUGUAAGGAGCCUUAAGACCCCCAUUGAUAAGGUCUACACGCGUGUGUCAGCGCUUGUAAAAAAGAAAAAAGAUAAAGAAGAAGCCAGAGUACAGUUAAAGAUAUCGAGGCCAGCAGUCAAAAGGCCGAAAGCGGAAGCGUCUUCAGAUGAGAGCUCUGAUAGCUCAGCUAUGUCGACGUCCUCAGCGGACAGCUUUAUAGAAGGUGGCUGUGAAACUUUAAAAGCUGGUUUGGAUGUAAUCGAUGAACGAAAAGAUAAUAACGAUGGAUAUUUCACCGACGAAGAUAGAGAACAAUUGAUUGAAGUGAUACGUGGAUUUUUCGGUAACGGCGAAUACUUUGAGUUAGCGGAUAGAAAACCAGUAUUGGCAGCAUUGGUGGCUGCGUUUCCCGAUUUAAAAGAUCAGCUGAUCCAAUGUUUACUCCAUGUACCCAAAUAAGUUGAAAAGGAGAAAUGAAUAAUUCAUUUUUGUAAAUCAAUAAAUUUAGAUUAUA
Planococcus citri (citrus mealybug) is the source of this 965-nucleotide messenger RNA. RefSeq lists its product as uncharacterized. The record is from RefSeq and is a predicted model, not a curated record. NCBI's taxonomy places the organism in Eukaryota, Metazoa, Arthropoda, Insecta, Hemiptera, Pseudococcidae. Bases 308 to 910 code for a protein of 200 amino acids. The transcript is spliced from 4 exons.